This is a messenger RNA of Parus major (Great Tit), 1484 nucleotides long. RefSeq names its product CDP-diacylglycerol synthase 2 (gene CDS2). Bases 571 to 1392 code for a protein of 273 amino acids. Gene Ontology annotation, cellular component: endoplasmic reticulum membrane. Gene Ontology annotation, molecular function: phosphatidate cytidylyltransferase activity. The transcript is spliced from 8 exons. The record is from RefSeq and is a predicted model, not a curated record. NCBI's taxonomy places the organism in Eukaryota, Metazoa, Chordata, Aves, Passeriformes, Paridae.
UGAGCUGUAGCUGGAUCCUGCAGGAACUGAGGAGCUGCUCUGGUAAGGACAGGAUUUGGGAACAAACCAGGGAUAUUCUCCACAAAGUGCCUGGCAGGAAAUUUGUGUUUGUAGCACAGGAGGAGGUGUCUGUCUGUCCUGAGCGUGCUGCCAGCGUGGGAGAGGAAAGGAAAGCAGGGAGGGUACAACCUGCCAGGGGCCAUCUCUCCUCAUGGGGAGCAGUGUGGAGAGGGGGAACAGUCCCCAUUUGAUUUGAAUUUACCCUGCAGCGUGUCUGAGGGCUGGGAGAGCUGCAGCAGAAGCAGAGCAGGGGCUGCCCUGUCCCAUCUCAGUGCCUGGGAUGUGCUCAGCUCUCUGCACUGAGCGAGGUGCAGCUGCUGCAGCUUCAUGGAGGUCUCUGCAGCACCCAGAGGAAACCUGGCCUUUCCAGGGCUCAGUUUCCUUCUUGUGCCACACAGACAGCAGAAAUUCUCUUUGGCUGCUUUGUUCUGUCUUGCCUUUCCCUGAUGUUUUCCUUCUCUGUGGCUCAGAUGGAAGAACUGGUGGGUGAGAGGCAUCCUCACACUGGCAAUGAUCACCUUCUUCUUCAUCAUCAUCUACCUGGGCCCCAUGGUGUUGAUGACCAUAGUGAUGUGUGUCCAGAUCAAAUGUUUCCACGAGAUCAUCACCAUCGGCUACAACGUGUACCACUCCUACGACCUGCCCUGGUUCAGGACGCUCAGCUGGUACUUCCUGCUGUGUGUGAACUAUUUCUUCUACGGCGAGACGGUGACAGAUUAUUUCUUCACCCUGGUGCAGAGGGAGGAGCCCCUGAGGAUCCUCAGCAAAUACCAUCGCUUCAUCUCCUUCGCCCUCUACCUCACAGGUUUCUGCAUGUUUGUCUUGAGCCUGGUGAAGAAACACUACCGCCUGCAGUUCUACAUGUUUGGCUGGACCCACGUGACGCUGCUGAUCGUCGUCACCCAGUCCCACCUCAUCAUCCACAACCUCUUUGAGGGAAUGAUCUGGUUCAUUGUCCCCAUCUCCUGUGUCAUCUGCAAUGACAUCAUGGCCUACAUGUUCGGCUUCUUCUUCGGCCGCACGCCGCUCAUCAAGCUCUCCCCAAAGAAGACCUGGGAGGGUUUCAUCGGAGGAUUUUUUUCCACCGUUCUCUUUGGAUUGCUGCUGUCCUACGUGAUGUCCGGGUACCGCUGCUUCACCUGCCCCGUGGAGUUCAACAACGACACCAACAGCUUCACCGUGGACUGCGAGCCCUCAGAGCUGUUCCAGCUGCAGGAGUACAACAUCCCCGUGCUGCUGCAGUCCCUGCUGGGCUGGGUACGACCCUCCCUGAUCCCUGGCUCGCUCUGGGUGGGGCAGCAUCACUCAGCAGACAGCAGGGCUGUGCCCUGAGAGGUGCAUCCCAAAAACGGCAGUGCAGCGGUGUUGUUCUAUAAGGAACGGGCAGAAAGAGAUGACACAGACUCUGAUGGAGUCAGAACAGG